AUGCAUGUGGUUAAUGUGUUAUCCUUCCUGCUAAUUACCUCAUGCCUGUGUGAUGGGAGAAGAGCAAGAGGAAACAGAGCAGACGAUGAGUUUGGGUUGAACAUGAAGAUGCACUAUGAGCCUAAAUCCAUGUUCAGGAUGUAUACGGAUGGGAAGGAUAUAGAGGACUCCUGCACUGUGGAGCUCUUCCAAGCCCACACCCUGCAGUCCUGCAGCUUCAAUAGCAGCCACCCGCUGGUCAUCAUCAUCCACGGCUGGUCGACGGAUGGAAUGCUAGAAAGCUGGGUCACUCAUCUGGCCGCUGCACUUAUGAGCACACAGAAAGACAUCAAUAUUCUGGUCAGUGACUGGCUGACCUUGGCACAGCAACACUAUCCCAUUGCUGCUCAAAACACACGCCUGGUGGGUCAGGAGAUCGCCCGACUGCUCACGUGGCUUGAGGAUGUCACACAGUUUCCUGUUAGUAAGGUCCAUCUUAUCGGCUACAGUCUGGGUGCUCACGUAGCAGGAUUCGCUGGAAGGAACUUAGCUGCAUCAGGGAGGAUUCUGGGAAGAAUCACUGGCCUGGACCCUGCAGGCCCACUGUUUGAAAGCAUGUCCUCUACAGACAGACUCUCCCCAGAUGAUGCCAGGUUUGUGGAUGCCAUUCACACAUUUACUCAGCAGCACAUGGGGCUCAGUGUGGGCAUCAAACAACCCGUCGCCCACUAUGACUUUUACCCGAAUGGAGGAUCCUUUCAGCCCGGGUGCCACCUGCACGUUCAAAACCUGUAUGCACAUCUGUCUCAGUAUGGCCUUAUGGGCUUCAAGCAGACGGUGAAGUGUGCCCACGAGCGAGCUGUGCACCUUUUCAUUGACUCUCUGCUGAACAAAGACAAACAGAUCAUGGCCUACAAGUGCAGAGACAACACAGCAUUUAACAAGGGUGUCUGUCUGGACUGCCGUAAAAACCGUUGUAACACUCUCGGCUACGACAUCAAGAAGGUCCGCACAAGCACCAGCAAGAAGCUGUACCUCAAAACCCGCUCGCUUAUGCCAUACAAAUUGUACCACUUUCAGUUCAGGAUCCAGCUCUCUACACAGUACGAAAAGAUUGAUCCGUCUCUCACCAUCAAACUCACCGGCACUCAUGAAGAGAGCGAAACCCUCCCAAUCACCCUAGUAAAGGAACUCUCAGGCAAUAAGACUUACACUUUCCUGAUCACCCUGGACACCGACAUCGGAGAUCUGAUGAUGAUGCAUGUGGCCUGGGAGACAGAGCCACUGUGGACCAACAUGUGGAGUAAAGUGAAGGCCAUAAUGUCACUGGGGAGGAAGGAAGAUGCACCACAGAUCACCAUUGGCAGGAUUCGAGUCAAAGCAGGGGAGACACAGCAGAGAACCACAUUUUGUGCUCAGACAGAAGAUGGCGUGUUUAUCCAGCCCUCGGAGGAGAAGCUGUUUGUUCGCUGUGAUGAAAGGCAGGAAAUGUAG
Molecule: messenger RNA, 1473 nt
Organism: Neoarius graeffei (lesser salmon catfish)
Lineage: Eukaryota; Metazoa; Chordata; Actinopteri; Siluriformes; Ariidae
Gene: lipca
Product: lipase, hepatic a
Exons: 9
Coding region: 1-1473 (490 amino acids)
Biological process (GO): lipid metabolic process
Molecular function (GO): triacylglycerol lipase activity; apolipoprotein binding
Source: RefSeq, a predicted model, not a curated record